GUUUAUUUUAUUUUUGUCGUUUGAUUUGCUUGUUCUUUAAUUUAUCAGAUCCACAAAAAAUACAAGAAUGAGGACAAUGGGAAAUGGAUGCCAAGUAGGGAAUUUGAGGAAAGAGGUGAAACAGAGGAAUGGUCGGGACGAUGAUGAUCCGACGAUGGAGAUGGCUGAGAAAUCGAAUCCGGUGGAAGGAACCUUCGUGCUCUCCAUACUGUUUGGGAAUCCGAUGAAGAGGAUCCGAGCAAAUAGAGGAUUGUUGAAGACCAUGGAGGAAGAGUUUUCUCGUCCACCGAUUAAUCAUGAUGAUCUUCCUAGUGAUGCAAAAGGUGACAGAAGACCAACUUCUGAGAGAGGAUCGUGGAGAAGUUCAAGAGAUCAGAGUAACCGAAGUGGUGGAGAUGAUGACAAAUCACAGCAUCAGCCGGCCAAGAUCUUCUUGUGUGAGCAGACUCCCCAUGCUUCACCUAUUCUUGUUUUCAUUCUUUCAACUGCACACAUGAAACUCAAACGCACCAAUUUGGGUUUAUCACAUUCUCAUUGUCUCGUGAGACAAAGUAGGUCCAGCACCAAGAGUGCUUCCAUGGAAACAGAGCAAACUCUUCCUCCAUGGUCUUCAACAAUCCUCUUAUCUGAAACAAAGAAGAAAUACCCAAAUCAAGAUACUAGAUCCUAUCUCAAUUCUAAAUCAGAUGAGUGUCAAGCACAAAUUCAGUACCCACAAAUCAAGAUACUUGCUCGGAUCCUCUUCAUCGGAUUCCCAAACAGUAUGGAGAGCACGAAGGUUCCUUCCACCGGAUUCGAUUUCUCAGCCAUCUCCACCGUCGGAUCAUCAUCGUCCCGACCAUUCCUCUGUUUCACCUCUUUCCUCAAAUUCCCUCUCCACUUAAUUCAAUCCACUUUCGAAUCCUACAAAAUCCUCCGUGAAUUUAAACCCCAAAUCGUCGUCGGCACCGGAGGACACGCCUCUUUCCCGGUGUAUGGUUCAGCGAGGUUGAUUUGGGGAGCGAAAGGUGAAGAGCAUGAGGCGGGGAAGAAGGAGUUCAUCGAGAUACUCAAGACACUAGAGUCUGAGGUUGGAGACAAAACUUACUUUGGAGGUGAAACGUUUGGAUAUGUUGAUAUAGCUCUCAUUGGAUUUUACAGCUGGUUUGAAGCAUAUGAGAAGUUCGGGAAUUUUAGCAUUGAAGUGGAGUGUCCAAAACUGAUUGCUUGGGCUAAACGGUGUGUGAAGAGAGAGAGUGUUGCUAAGUCUCUUCCUGGUUCGGAGAAAAUCACUAAGUUCGUUCCUGAGCUAAAGAAAAAACUUGGGAUCGAAUAGAUCUUUCUCUACGCUGAUAUGUUUUUAUGUUUCUGUUUGUGUUGCUGUUUUGCUCUAUUUUCUGUUCUGUUUCUCCCCUGUUUCGGAAAUCCUUAAGUUAAUGUCAUAACAAUAAUACAAAUAUGUACUUGAA
Messenger RNA from Arabidopsis arenosa, 1448 nucleotides. The record is from the annotation of a GenBank genome assembly. NCBI's taxonomy places the organism in Eukaryota, Viridiplantae, Streptophyta, Magnoliopsida, Brassicales, Brassicaceae.